CCAUCUUUAUCAAAAUUGUUAUUUAUUAUUCUUAUUCGCAUUGUACACAAAAUCGUGUUCGAUAUAUUUAUUAAUUACUCAAUACCAUCUACAUAAGUUUCUCUGUAUUCAUUUGUAUUUACUAUUUAUCUAAUCAUCAUUAUUAUAAAAAUAACCAAUAAUUAUUAUUAUUUUUUAUCACCAUUCUUCUGUGCAAAAUGAACUCUUGCACUAUUCCUGCUGUUCCUGAAGAUCUACAAGGUGACAAUAGAUGGAUGAGUCAACACGAACGGCAUGUUUCUGAAGCAAAAGAGCGUGAACCAGAUGUUAUUCUAAUAGGCGAUUCAAUUAUACAGCAAUUACAAUUACGUCCCAUAUGGAAUGAUUUAUUCGAACCUUUGCAUUGUUUGAAUUUCGGCAUUGGGGGAGAUUUAACACAAGGAGUGUUGUGGAGAAUCCAAAAUGGUAUUCUUGAUAAUAUCAAACCAAAAGCUUGUGUUAUACAUGUUGGAACUAAUAAUUUUGGCAAUACUCCAGAAGAAAUAUCAGAAGGCAUUUUAAUGAUCGUUAAUGAAAUAAAAACAAGACUUCCUGAUUGCUACAUUGUUUUAUUGGACUUACUGCCAAGAGGUGCCAAACCAAACCAAUUACGAGUUCGAAAUUCCAAAGUAAAUGAAAUUGUACAUGAAAAAGUUAAACCUAUUUCCCGACUAGAAGUAAUUACGGUCAACACAGGGUUAUUGCAAUCUGAUGAUACGUUAAGUGCCCAAGACAUGCUUGAUUAUUUACAUCCUACUGAAUCAUGUUACCGAAAAAUUUUCGAGCCUGUGCAUGAAGUGCUGUUACAUAUUCUUGGAGAAGCUAAAGAUGUUGACAAAGAAAUAAUUGGUACCCAUUAAAUUUUUUCCUUGGGUCCAUAUGCACCAAAAUUGCAUUUUUUAUUGUGAUUUUUUUGAAAUUUGGUAUUUUUUUAUUGUUAAUUUCAGCCUUCUGAUAAAAAUAAUUAAGGGGCCUUUGAUAUUUUUGUAUUUUGUUCCUAACUUAAUUAUAGACUGCUUGGGUUAAGUAUAAAGUGUAAUGCAAAAAAAAAUAUAUAUAUAUAAUAUAUCAAUGAAAUAAAUUAUUUUUCAUAGUUGCUGAUACACAUAUGUUUAC
Adelges cooleyi (spruce gall adelgid) is the source of this 1134-nucleotide messenger RNA. Its product is annotated as platelet-activating factor acetylhydrolase IB subunit alpha2-like. The record is from RefSeq and is a predicted model, not a curated record. The transcript is spliced from 4 exons. The coding region runs from base 198 to 878 and encodes 226 amino acids. Lineage: Eukaryota; Metazoa; Arthropoda; Insecta; Hemiptera; Adelgidae.